Molecule: messenger RNA, 1077 nt
Organism: Malaclemys terrapin pileata
Lineage: Eukaryota; Metazoa; Chordata; Testudines; Emydidae
Product: tripartite motif-containing protein 15-like
Exons: 6
Coding region: 1-1077 (358 amino acids)
Molecular function (GO): protein binding
Source: RefSeq, a predicted model, not a curated record
AUGAAACCUCCCAAAUCGUUUCUGUCUCUACAGGAAAAAAUUCAGGCCUAUUUGAAGACUCUGAGUGAAGAGAGAGAAAAACUGCUGGGAUUUAAAGUGACUGGAGAGGAUAAAAUCCAGGAGUAUCUGAAACAGAUAGAAAAGGAGAGGCAGAAAAUUGUGUCUGAAUUUCAGCAACUGCUGCAGUUCCUGGAGGAACAAGAGCGACUCCUGCUGGCCCAGCUGGAAAAGCUGGACAAGGAGAUUGUGAAGAUACAGAAUGAAAAUAUAACCAAACUCUCUGAGGAGAUUUCCCGUCUCAGUGAGCUGAUCAGUGAGAUGGAGGGGAAGUAUCAGAAGCCAGCGAGAGAAUUCCUGCAGGAUUUCAGAAGCACGUUGAGCAGGUGUGAGAAGGGGAAGUUCCAGCAACCACUAGAGAUUACUCCUGAACUGGAAAAGAGACUCAGUGAUUACUCCCAGAAAACUAUGGCUCUAAUGGAGACUCUGAGGAAGUUCAAAGCCACUCUGCCAUCUCCACUGGAGACAAAAAGAGGGGAAUCCCUGGGAUCAUGCGGACUGGUGAAUGUGACUCUGGAUCCAGACACAGCUCAUCCUGAACUCGUCCUGUCGGAGGAUCAGAAAAGUGUGAGAUGGGGACACACACGGCAGGAUCUGCCCAACAAUCCUGAGAGAUUUGACUCUGAGCUCUGUCUGCUGGGAUGUGAGGGAUUCACCUCGGGGAGACAUUGCUGGGAGGUGGAGGUGAAAGUGCAGGGUGGGGGACACUGGGCUGUGGGGGUGGCCAGAGAGUCUGUGAGGAGGAAGGGAUGGAUCCAUCUUAACCCUAAGGAAGGGAUCUGGGCUGUAGAGUGGUGUUGGGGUCAGUACCAGGCUCUCACAUCCCCUGUGACCCCCCUGCCCAUGCGCCGGGGCCCCAGCAGGAUCCAGGUUUGUCUGGACUGUGAACGGGGGCAGGUUACAUUUUUCAAUGCUGGUGAUGAGGCCCUGAUCUUCACUUUCCUGCUGGCCUCUGUCCCUGGGGAGAGAACCCACCCCUGGCUGUGGGUGGGGGGAUCCCAGCUCAGACUGUGUCCCUGA